AUCAGGCCAAAGUGGUCACAGUCGGAGUUAGAAGUUGUCGCAUCUCGCGCGUGUCGUCCAUUAUUGUCGUUUAAAGUUCUGCCGAAAAGGAAAGCAGUUUCCUGUUCCGUGAGCGUUCUCUUCCAGUGUUAAGUUUCUAAAGUUCCGGUUUUGUGUCUUCGUUAGUGCGAGGUGCUAAAAGUUUUUUUUUUUUGCUUGGCUACCUGUAUGAAGCAAAGUUUGGCAGUAUACAAGCAAUAGGCUGAACAUCAUCAACCUUUGAAGUGCAGUGAAAACAGAAUACAAAAAGUGCUUGUGAAUGAAAAACGAAGAAUACCGUCAAAACGGAUCAAAGCAAUAGCAAUAAUACCACCAGCAACAACAAUAGUGGUAGCAGCAGUGCCAGCAGCAAACGCAGUGGAGGUGGCGAAAGUCGCAAGCGAAAGUUAGCCAUGUACAAGAUGCCCGAAAUCAAGUCGAUUCCGAUGCAACCCCAGCAACAGCUGCCUCAAGGUGGAGGGGGUCCAAACGGGCGCCAGCCCAAGGCCACCCCCAUUACGGACGACUACGAAAUCUCCAACACUGUGCUGGGACUGGGAAUCAACGGGAAGGUAGUUCAGUGUACUGCUAAAAAGACAAGCAACAAAUAUGCGCUGAAGGUACUACACGACAAUGCCAAGGCCAGACGCGAGGUGGAACUGCACUGGCGGGCGAGCGGUUGCCGGAACAUUGUUAAUAUCAUCGACGUGUACGAGAAUAGCUACAGUGGCAACCGGUGCCUGCUGGUCGUCAUGGAAUGUAUGGAAGGAGGUGAACUAUUCCAACGAAUUCAGGAACGACAGGAUGGACCCUUUACAGAGAGAGAGGCUGCCCAAAUUAUGCAUGAAAUCAGUGUCGCUGUCAAGUACUUGCACGAUUCCAAUAUCGCACACCGGGACCUCAAGCCGGAGAAUCUGCUGUACACCUCGCCCCACCCGAACGCGAUACUGAAACUGACCGAUUUUGGCUUCUCGAAGGAAACUUUCGUCAAGGACACAUUGCAGACGCCCUGCUACACGCCGUACUACGUCGCACCGGAAGUGCUGGGACCGGAGAAGUACGACAAGAGCUGUGAUAUCUGGUCGCUCGGGGUGAUCAUGUACAUUCUGCUGUGCGGAUUCCCGCCGUUCUACAGCAACCAUGGGCUGGCCAUUUCACCGGGAAUGAAAACCCGCAUCCGCACCGGUCAGUAUGAUUUUCCCAAUCCGGAAUGGAAGAACGUGAGCCAGGCGGCCAAAGAUCUCAUCAAGGGUAUGCUCAGCGUCGAACCGGAGAAGCGUCUCACGAUCGACCAGGUCAUGCGGAAUCCAUGGGUCCGACUUUACACGGAAGUGCCCCAGACGCCACUGCAUACGGGUCGAGUGCUGAAGGAGGCUGAGGAAACCUGGCCGGAAGUGCAGGAGGAAAUGACACGAUCGUUAGCCAAUAUGCGUGUGGAUUAUGAUCAGAUGCACAUCAAAAACCUGGAUAGCUCGAACAAUGCCCUGUUGAACAAACGAAGGAAACGGGGUGAGGACAAAGUUAAUAACUAAAACUAAGGCUUGCAACCGUUAUGGAGCUGUUGUUACCCGCUUCCUGACACAGACGAGAAAAACACAAAAACUUAAAGAAAUCAAUGCUGCUGCUUAUUGCGCCCGAAUUGCUGCAAAUUGUUGCGUUGUUCCCCCGAGUGGGAACCUCCAUCUAUUGUUCAACAGAGACGAGGAAGCAGAUGUCGCGAGGGUGAUCCGUGCUGGUUCUUCCACUUGACGUGUAUUUUAUUUUGUACAUACUGUUGUAAGGAACCGGCACGGUGGUACCGAACCGUUGUAGUCUGUAAGGUAGAGAGUGCAAAGUGAAAAUAAUCUAUUUAUUAUACCUAGACGAUUGUUUGCGUAGCAAGCGAUUACCCUUAAAUCACCACAAUACAUACUAAAUAGACGGAAGAGAGUGCGUGUGUAGCAAGUUUGAAUGCUGUUAGGGAAUGGAGAAUAGUUCAAACGUUUUAACUAUACAUAUACACGUGGUGAAGGUGGAGGCAAGGUAGAGCAAAACAAGUAGGUGUAUCGAGUCGAUCGGACCCAAGCCGUAAUCGAGAAGGCCAAAUGUUAUGGAACGGUUUAUAGCAAGUACUGAGCGGGAAAGGCGUGUUUAUUUUUACUGUUAGUUUUACACAAUACUGAGUAACGAGACAGUAGCAUUUUUGUCCGAGCAUUAUGAUGUUUUAAUCAACUUGAACGUAUUUUUUAUUUUAUUUUAAUUAAAAACUUCCUAAUUUUAGUUUUAGUAUUUUGAAAGACGUAACAAAUGUGACGUAAAGCUUAUUUUAUAGGCCACUUAAUACGUAAGUCAUUGUUUUACUUUGAAUGGCGCUGAAUGCGAAACAAAACAUCACUUUUUAUAUGUGCUAAAUACCGGUAAACUUUCCAACAAUCAGGUGUAUUUUUUUUCUACUUACCUACAGAUAAUCAUUUUUACUCUAGCGAUUUUGAGUUUUGUAGAUUUACAAACUGCUGCAUUUUGGACAAUUUAAUUCUGGAAACUUGGAAAGCUUUGUUUGAAGGAGAAACCUAGAUUUUGAAAACUGCUCAUGAGUUCUGGGUUGGUUUUCAACAAUAGUAGGGGAUGUUAUAUUAUGGCUUCAAAACUAUUAAAACUCAACAACUAACGAUUUUUUUUUUCAUUUGGGAAAUAUUUCAGAUACAGUGAACUCCCGACAAUUCGAUAUUAUUGAGUUAUAGAAUAACAAUCCCAUACUAAAUCGCUAUCACAGUAGCCAUGAAAUUAUGUUUUACUAUUUUUCUAUAACUCGAUAUCGAGUUAGUGGACAUCGAGUUGUGGAGGGUUGUCUGUAUUCUGAAAAUUUGUACAUCUUUAAAGUCUAACGUCCUGCGUAAAUUUUAGAAUACCCUUCAAUAAACCUGUGCAUUUCUCUAGGAACUCAAUGAACUCCUUUAAUAUUUAUUUUUUUAAUUAACGCUGCAAUUUUACCAAAUCUGCUUCUAGAAUUUCCUUAAAUUCACCGAAGAAUUCAUAAUUAUUUUCAGAAUUCCCUGAAGUAUCUGAGCUUUUGAUAAUUAUUUUCUGAAAUUCCAAAGAAGACUUUGGGGCUUAUUACGGAUGUCACUUCACGGUGAAAAUUUGUCACUUGUCUGUCGUCACGGUGAAGUAAUUCCCAUUUGAUUUGUACGGCAAUCACGGCUCUUAUUCCGAAUAUCACUUUCUUAUCACCGUGUAGUGACACCCGUAAUAAGGCCCUUUAUUUCUUCUAUAUAGAAUCGCCGGAAUUGAAGGCAUUACACACUUAGAUUAUUUUACAGGAGUCAGUAUUUUUUUACUGGGUUUUUGAAUUGCUGAAAAAGUCGGUAAAAAUUCCAAUUCCGUAAAGGAAUCAAUGAAAUUGACAAAUUUUAUUUUCUAUCAUUAAAUGGGGUUAACAGAACUAAGUCUGCACAAGUUUGGAAUAAAUUUAUCAUUAUUGAAUUUUCCACAGAUUUUUAAACUUUUACCAAACUGUUCCGCAAUUCAAAAACCCAGUAAAACCUUAAUGACUGAACUAGUGAGCCUUAUUACGGGUGUCACUAUACGGUGAAAAGGAAGUAAUUCUCAUAAUAAGAGCCGUGAUUGCCGUACAAAUCAAAUGGGAAUCACUGCACCGUGACGACAAGUGACAAGUUUUCACCGUGAAGUGACAUCCGUAAUAAGCCCCAGUGUGUACUUUACACUGCAAAAAAUCAUCGCUUUAGUUAUAAAUCAAAUUGCAAGGGAUUUUUUAUCCGUGCACGUAACUAAAAUUCUGAUAAAUGAGUUCUGUGAAAUCAUAUCAAAAUUACUACAACUCGUAAGCUUACUACCAUCAUUCACGAGGAAAACACCAGCAGUUUGAAAAUCUAGAAAUCCCUAAAUCAUAGACGAAUCAACGGAAUAUAACGCAAGACAUAGCUAACGAUGCCGACAACGAGAGAGAAAACUAGUAUCAAUCAUAAAAUAAAAGAAACAACACACAGUAGCGUCCCGAAGAGUUUAACAACUAAAUCCGAUAGAACCAAUUCUGUCCCAACACGUCGAAUGUCAAUAAACUUAAAGUUAGAAGCAAACGCAAAACGGUUGUACACAAACAUACAUAACACGAAAAUCAAAUGUGAGAUAGUUUUCUAUAUACUUAAACAUAGACUAUAAAAACACAUGUAAGAAGACCAGCAAACCAAAAUAUCAAGAGUUACGCAUUAUUAGACGAGUGUCGUCCGAUUAACUGAUUAUUCGGAUUGCGCGAUAGGAAUUUGAACAAACUGAAACAAAUGCACCCAGCUCAAAAGUGUUUUUUUAGUAGGAAAGAUCCAUCCAAUUACGACACACAAAACGAGCCACAGAAAGUCUGAGCUGAAAGAGAUAUCAAAGUUAUUGCAGAAACAAGCAUUUUUUUUUUCUUUCUAAAAACCUAGUUGUUUCCGAUGCAUGAACAGUUAAAUCAAAUAGUCUUCAGCAUCCAAGAUUGACGUUUGAACGGAUUUGACUGUUAAGGAAUGGAAAAUCAGUUGGUUAGGGCGCUUAGAUGCGGCAAAUUAACGAGGUAUAUGUAUUUAUUUCUCAUUUCCUGUCCCUCAUAAAACAAGAGAAGGAAGUAUUUUUGUGUCGGGUAUGUUUCCCAAGUUGAAGCUUUUACCCAAAUUCCAGCUAACAAUCUACUAUAUCUACUUACUUGCUUAGUUCGAAAGGCAUAAACGAUAAAACAAAAUAUGAUCAAAAGUUGUAACUUGUGUUCCAUCUAUACUGUAAGAUGCUAAUCGGUAAUCAAAAAAGAAUCGGUAAUCACGAUCAAAAAAGAAUGAUUUUUGCGAUCUAGUAGCGCAGCCUAACACCAAUAAAAGUGUCAUAAAGAAAACAUCACAAAAGAUGGUUCGAUGCAAGAAAACCGACCCCCUGUCUACAAUCCAGAUUUAUUUCCACUUUCCAAUGGUUACGGAAAUAUAUUGUUGAA
Messenger RNA from Ochlerotatus camptorhynchus, 4975 nucleotides. It is a transcript of the gene MAPk-Ak2, whose product is annotated as MAP kinase-activated protein kinase 2. NCBI's taxonomy places the organism in Eukaryota, Metazoa, Arthropoda, Insecta, Diptera, Culicidae. Gene Ontology annotation, biological process: intracellular signal transduction; peptidyl-serine phosphorylation; protein autophosphorylation. Bases 432 to 1550 code for a protein of 372 amino acids. Gene Ontology annotation, molecular function: calmodulin binding; mitogen-activated protein kinase binding; calcium/calmodulin-dependent protein kinase activity. The transcript is spliced from 8 exons. Gene Ontology annotation, cellular component: nucleus; cytoplasm. The record is from RefSeq and is a predicted model, not a curated record.